AUGGGUCAAACAGUAUUCAACUACGAGCUCCAUCCAGCUCAAAUUGGAGACGAUUUACAAGACCAGUCAAACGACGACGCAGCCACUGCACUGCGAGAAUUCUCCUUGCCCCCAGUGGACGGGGGUAAGGAUGCAUGGCUAUGUCUGGUGGGAGCUUUCCUCUUAGAGAUGAUGGUCUGGGGAUUCCCUUUUUCAUUUGGUGUAUUUCAGGACUACUACACCACCACCGAACCAUUUGCCCAGGAUGCAUCCCGUGUGUCCCUGGUAGGAUCGUGCUCGAUGGGUAUCCUUUACCUUGCCUCGCCUUUCAGCCUUUUUUUCCUGCAGCGCUGGCCAUAUCUAGGUCGGAAAAGUAGUAUCGCCGGUCUCGUGAUUGCAACUGUUGGAAUCCUGUCAUCCGCAUUUGCCACCACGGUGUGGCAGCUGUUGGUGACCCAAGGGAUUAUCUACCCCGUUGGUGCUUGCAUGCUCUAUUAUCCCGUUCUCAUAUAUAUUGACGAGUGGUUCGCCGGAAGCGGUCUUGCAGGAAUUAUAUUCCCCUUUGUUGUCAGCGCCGCACUCUCAAAAUAUUCUUACCGGACCACUAUAUGCGCCUGGGCUGUGGCCAUGGUUCUGCUCGUAUGCCCCUUCCUGCCAUUCGUGAAGCCGAGAACGCCAAUUGCCGCCGCCCCAAUGCCCCGACGGCAAAAGAUCAGCUUCGAAUUCCUGUGGUCGCGCCCAUUUCUAAUUUUUCAGCUGGGAAGCACUCUCCAGAGUCUGGGAUAUUUUGCUCCCUCUCUUUACUUGCCAACAUACUCACGCCUCGUGGUUGGGGAAUCGGGAUUCGGCACCACUGCACCCGUGACCCUCAUGAACGCGGGCAUCACAAUUGGGUUCAUUCUCGUAGGCUUCUUGAUCGACAAGUGGCACGUGACAAACGUCAUCCUCCUCGCUACCGUUGGGACCGUUCUCGCUGUAUUCGCGAUCUGGGGCCUGUCAGUCUCGCUACCGCCUCUAUGCCUGUUCGCCAUUGUCUACGGGGUCUUCGCGGGCAGUGCCAGUGCAACCUGGCCCGGGAUAGUGCGGGCUGUCAAAGAAGUCGACGAGACUGCUUCUACUGGUAUCAUAUUCGGCUUAUUAAAUGCUGGCCGGGGUGUGGGCUCGAUAGCGUGUGGACCAAUCAGUGAAGUUCUAAUUAACGCGCAAUGGCCGUUAAUCGCGAAGUCUGCGGCUUUCGGGUAUGGGACGAGAUUCGGGGGCUUGAUUGUCUUUACAGGGCUUACUGCGGGUUUUGGAGCGUUAGGAUUUGCGGCGAGAAGACUGGGAAUCCUUCACUAA
Molecule: messenger RNA, 1317 nt
Organism: Aspergillus homomorphus CBS 101889
Lineage: Eukaryota; Fungi; Ascomycota; Eurotiomycetes; Eurotiales; Aspergillaceae
Product: MFS general substrate transporter
Exons: 4
Coding region: 1-1317 (438 amino acids)
Biological process (GO): transmembrane transport
Cellular component (GO): fungal-type vacuole membrane
Molecular function (GO): transmembrane transporter activity
Source: RefSeq, a predicted model, not a curated record